This is a messenger RNA of Quercus robur (English oak), 687 nucleotides long. RefSeq lists its product as uncharacterized. The coding region runs from base 1 to 687 and encodes 228 amino acids. The record is from RefSeq and is a predicted model, not a curated record. NCBI's taxonomy places the organism in Eukaryota, Viridiplantae, Streptophyta, Magnoliopsida, Fagales, Fagaceae. The transcript is spliced from 4 exons.
AUGUUAUUGCCUAUUUGCUACAAAGUGAAGCUAUUGCUGUUUCGUGAAACACCAUUGAAGCUACUGCUAUUCAUCAACAUAGUUACACGUUAUUCUUUGACUGCUGCAAGUUUUGGUUACUGCUCACAAGAUUAUAUUGGGGCACUUGAUAGAACACAUGUUCGUGUCAAAGUGUCUAAUGAGGGUGCACCAAGAUAUCGGGGUAGAAAGGGUUGGGAAGGAACUGCUUCAGAUUCAAGAAUAAUAAAGAGUGCUUUAACUAGAAACGAUAACUUAAAAAUCCCACUAGGUAAAUAUUAUCUUGUUGAUGCGGGAUACAUGAAUAGAAGUCGUCUGAUUGCACCUUAUAGGGGAGUGCGUUAUCAUUUAAAAGAGUACUCUGUUCGUCCCCCUGAAAAUGCUAAAGAAUUGUUUAAUUUGCGACAUACGUCAUUGCGCACUGUUAUUGAAAGAGCAUUUGGUGUACUUAAGAAGAGAUUUCCUAUCACAGCAAGUACUACAGAGCCUAAUUAUUGUGUUGACACCCAAAAUGAAAUCAUUUUAGCAUGUUGCAUACUUCAUAAUUAUUUAAUGGGAGUCGAUCCUGAUGAAAGUCUUAUUGCUGAAGUUGAUGAAGAGGUUUUGUAUUCUCAUCGUGAACGUGUGGCCCCUACUCCAAGAGAAGAUGAUGAGGAUGCUAGGCAAUGA